AUGGCGUCCAAGGACGGCGACGCGGCGAACAAGUUCCUCUUCUCCUUCUCCGCCAGCACGCACAACAACGACGCGGCCAAGGAGGGCUCGAGCCCCUACUGGGACGAGCUCUGGAAGGGCGGCAUGCCCGCCGGCGAGGCCUUCGACGCGCCCGCGGGCUGCGAGGCGCUGCGCCGCUACCUCGAGACCAUGGACCUCAAGGGCGACGAGGUCGCGCUCAUCCCCGGCGCGGGCCGCGGCCACGACGCGAUCGUUCUCGCGGCGCACGUCGGCAGGGUCGUGUCGCUCGACAUGAGCCCGCACGCCAUCGCCGCCGCCAAGGCCUGGCACGCGGAGCAGGCGUCGCCCGGCGUCGACAAGGUCGAGUUCGUCGAGGGCGACUUCUUCGAGCACGAGGGCGCCUACGACGUCAUCUUCGACUGCACCUUCCUCUGCGCGCUGCACCCGCGCGCGCGCGAGCGCUGGGCCAAGCAGGAGACGAAGCUCCUCAAGCCCGGCGGGCGCGUCAUCAGCCUCGUCUUCCCCAUCGAGUCGUCGUAUCGGACGUCGGCCAUCCAGCUCGUCCGCUACUACAUGGCCGGCCCGCCCUACACGAUCUCGACGGCCCUCGUCGAGCAGCUGCUCAACGCCGAGGCCGACUACGAGACGGAGCACUGCUCCGCGGAGCACCCGCACCUCGCGGGCAACCCCAUGGGCGCGACGAGCGCGCUCCUCGUGCUCAAGAAGAAGUGA
Messenger RNA from Aureococcus anophagefferens, 732 nucleotides. RefSeq lists its product as hypothetical. Gene Ontology annotation, molecular function: S-adenosylmethionine-dependent methyltransferase activity. The transcript has a single exon. NCBI's taxonomy places the organism in Eukaryota, Pelagophyceae, Pelagomonadales, Pelagomonadaceae. The record is from RefSeq and is a predicted model, not a curated record. Bases 1 to 732 code for a protein of 243 amino acids.